Messenger RNA from Salvia splendens (bonfire salvia), 692 nucleotides. Its product is annotated as cyclin-U4-1. Gene Ontology annotation, biological process: regulation of cyclin-dependent protein serine/threonine kinase activity. The transcript is spliced from 2 exons. NCBI's taxonomy places the organism in Eukaryota, Viridiplantae, Streptophyta, Magnoliopsida, Lamiales, Lamiaceae. The coding region runs from base 108 to 692 and encodes 194 amino acids. The record is from RefSeq and is a predicted model, not a curated record. Gene Ontology annotation, molecular function: protein kinase binding.
CAAUACAUUAAACCCAAUUCCACCCAUUAAUCUCCUUGACUAUACCUAUAAAUAGAAGGUCGGUAGCACGCAAGGUGAUUAAAACAAUUGACAUUGAUCAGUUGAGAAUGAGCGCCGAGCUGGAGAUCCCGGACGACGACAUGCCGAGGAUGAUCGGGUUCCUCUCGUCCGUCCUCGAGAGAGUUGCGGAAUCCAACGACGGAUUGAGGUGGUCGGAGGCCCAAAAGACGUCUAUCUUCCACGGACUAGCGCGGCCGGCCAUCUCCAUCCGGUGCUACAUGGAGAGGAUCUUCAAGUACGCCAAGUGCAGCCCCUCGUGCUUCGUGGUCGCCUACAUUUACUUGGACCGCUUCGUGCACAAGCAGCCCGCGCUGCCCCUCAAUUCCUUCAACGUCCAUCGCCUCCUCAUUGCUAGUGUCUUGGUUUCUGCCAAGUUCAUGGAUGACAUAUUCUACAAUAAUGCAUACUAUGCCAAAGUGGGAGGAAUAAGCAGGACAGAGAUGAACCUGCUUGAAGUAGACUUCUUGUUCGGGCUAGGGUUCCAAUUGAACGUCUCGACGACGACGUAUCAUCACUACUGCUCUCAUCUCCAGAAGGAAAUGCUGCUUCACUUCCCUCCUCUUUCCACACGUAGAAACAUCCGGUUUCACGUCGACGACCAAGGAUCAACUCAACACCAGUUAGCAGUUUAG